AUACUUAGUUGGUACCUUAAGUACAGAGGAAGGCAGAGACAUAAAAGCAACAAUUUCAGGAAAAGAAUAGGUCCUUUUCCCAAUGCCAAAGCUUAGAACCAAAGUUUUUAUGCCUUUUCCUAUCAUGGGUCCAUAAAUAGAUAACACAUAGUUUCUAUAGUGCUGCUAUAUACACUAAAAUGGCAUUUUCUGGCCAACUUCUCCAGCAUAGUGUAUGGUCUAAAGCGGAGUUUACGCAUACCCUGAGCAUCCCUCCAUUGAAAGCUAACCAUGAAUCAGUUACGAAAGUAUCACAACGAAGACUUAAAAUACGGGGCAUCAAGAGCAAAUAUAACUGUUUGGUCACAUUUUCAAUGUUAAAUCCUGAGAAUGGCACGAGUAUGAAUGCAUGUUCUCCAUCCGACACAAUCAAGAAGUUCUACUCUAGCAUCAACAGCAAGGACAUGAACCAACUAGCACUGCUCAUAGAUAAAGAUUGUUUUUUUGAUGAUUUCUCCUACACUAAACCAUUCCAAGGGAGAAAGGAGGCUCUAAAAUUUCUGGGGCAACUAACCACAUGCAUGGGGAAGAACACAAAGUUCUACAUAGAGAACAUUUAUGAGGGAGUUGAUCUCACAACUGUGGUAAACUGGCAUUUAGAGUGGAACAAGAAACAGGUUCCUUUCACUAGAGGUUGCAGCUGCUACGAGUUAUCAAGAGAAGGAGAUCAAGAACUAGUCAUAAAGAAAGCUCAAGUAAUCCUUGAAUCGCCAAUCAAACCAGGAAGCUUCGCUUUGGAAGUGUUCCAGAAGGUCAUUUCAGUAUGUGAUGCUUUCCCUGAGGCUGCUGAAUGGUUGUUUCUGAUGAGUCCCCUUCUGUUACCAAGUAUCUACAAUAUAGCUCUCCACACGAGCAUACGUCCAAUUCUUUCCUGCUACCACAAGUUAUGGAGCUUCAUAGUUGCAUUUCUGACACUUAUCUACACGAUAUUACUGUUCAUUAUAAAGAAAUUCCAAGAGUAGAACAUGUUCACAGCUUGACACUCAUGACAUUGGACAACAUUCAAGACUUCACUUUUCGUACAUACAUAUAGACGGUAGAAGACAAGACAAGACAAGACUCCACA
This is a messenger RNA of Solanum lycopersicum (tomato), 1105 nucleotides long. RefSeq lists its product as uncharacterized. The record is from RefSeq and is a predicted model, not a curated record. Lineage: Eukaryota; Viridiplantae; Streptophyta; Magnoliopsida; Solanales; Solanaceae.